AUGGAACCAAAAUAUAUCGGACUCUGUGCAAUGUUCCUAGGAGAUGAAAUAGUAGCACAUUACACCAAAACCCCACAAGACGAAGUCCGAGCCUUUAGAACCCUCGUGAGCUUCGAAAGUCUUGCCUUUUUUGAAGAACUUCGAGUCUCCAUCUACGACGUCAUCGACAAAGUCGGUCUAGACCGUGCCUCUGAGCUUCUUUCUAUUCCCCCUAAAUCCCUUAUUCUUAUCAACGAUACCAGCCGCUACCGAAACGCCACCAACAGAGAGUUCUCCCCUCGCUCUAAAAAAUUGAACCUUAUGAGAUCCGAAAGAUACGAGCUAAAACGAAAUCUUUAUGUUAAAUAUAGCACAAAGCAAAAAUCCUAUGAAAAUCCAAUAUCAGACCUCCACGAUAUUGAAGAAUUAAAACAAAGAGUUUCCAGACUUUACAAUCAUGGAGUCAAUAUAAGGGUCAUUCAGUCACUUUUUGACAUAAGAAAUGGAGGCUAUAUACAUUCUUGGGGAGGCUGGGAAAGGUCUCCUGCAUUUUAUGCAAAAGCUGAUGAGCUAAAGCAGCAAAUUAUUGAAAUGAGGGCUCAAGGAAUAUGUGAUGAAGAAAUAAGGAAAACUUUAAAUAUAGAAGCGCGACAUUUAAGUGAAAUUAUGGGAGAAAUUAACAGGAAAAAAUUAUUUUUUAUGAAAAAAGAUAUAAAGCAAAUCCUAUACUAAUUGACCAAGAAUAGCCCACUAAGGAGCCAUUCUUGGUCUGCCAGAAAAAAUUUUGACAAAAGAUCCUAAUCUGCCAUUACCACUGAGUUUUGGUGUUUCCAAAUUUUUUGGGCAAGCCAAAUGCAAUAAAAAAAUUGUUCUUUUGCGAUGAUGCAUUUGGCUUGCCAAAAAAAUUUGGCAACAUCAAAACUCAGUGGUAAUGGCAGAUUAGGAUCGUUUGGUGUUUCCAAAUUUUUUUGACAAGCCAAAUGCAUCAUCGCAAAAGAACAAUUUUUUUUAUUGCAUUUGGCUUGCCCACAAAAUUUGGAAACACCAAAACUCAGUGGUAAUGGCAGAUUAGGAUCUUUUGUCAAAAUUUUUUUCUGGCAGACCAAGAAUGGCUCCAUAGUGGGCUAUUCUUGGUCAAUUUGUAUAUAUGAGUACGCGACCCAAAAAAGAAAAGAAAAAAUAGCAAAAUUGCAUGGGAUCACAAAAAAACAAAUAAAUUAUUGGCUGGAUAGGUGUGAGAGAAAGCAGCUGGAUACGGUUUAUGACCUUAAAGUAAUGAAUCCUAUUGAAAUUUUGAAUGCGCUGGAGACUUAUUAUAUAUGUGAAAAACUUGAGGCAGCUGCCAAUGAGCUCGGAAUUAAUGAAGAGGUGCUGCAGAUGAUAGUCAAAAAAUUUGAAGACAAAAUAAAUGAUUAUUAUGGGGAAAAUAGUAUAAGGACUGAGUGGAAUAAAAAAUAUGAUAUUAUCUGGUGCAAAGAUAUAGGAAAAUAUUGGGUUUCGAGAGGAGGAAGUAUGAAGAGGCAGAAGAUUGAGGAUUAA
Molecule: messenger RNA, 1518 nt
Organism: Blepharisma stoltei
Lineage: Eukaryota; Ciliophora; Heterotrichea; Heterotrichida; Blepharismidae
Source: the annotation of a GenBank genome assembly